Messenger RNA from Oncorhynchus nerka (sockeye salmon), 2353 nucleotides. Its product is annotated as alkaline phosphatase-like. Gene Ontology annotation, cellular component: plasma membrane. Gene Ontology annotation, molecular function: alkaline phosphatase activity. The transcript has 12 exons. The coding region runs from base 149 to 1729 and encodes 526 amino acids. NCBI's taxonomy places the organism in Eukaryota, Metazoa, Chordata, Actinopteri, Salmoniformes, Salmonidae. The record is from RefSeq and is a predicted model, not a curated record. Gene Ontology annotation, biological process: dephosphorylation.
GAAGAGCAUCAGGAACAGACACAUGAAAACGUGAAUGUGCUUUAUCAACGGACAGACGUGUUUUUGCUACAGAAGCUUAAGAACCCGCAACUCCCUCUAGUUUGGGACGUGGUAUGUGAUAACACUACAGCGAUAGAGAGAAAGCAUCAUGAAGGUGACAAUCCUGCUCAUCUGCUCCUGCCUGGCCUGGGAAGGCCUGGGGAAGCCACAGUUUCCUGACCAAGAGAAAGAUCCCCUGUUCUGGAACACAUGGGCUCAGCGUACUUUGAAGAAUGCCCUCACACUUCAGAAGCUCAAUCAAAACACUGCAAAGAACCUCAUCCUCUUCCUUGGUGAUGGAAUGGGCAUUCCCACAGUGACGGCAGCACGAAUACUGAAGGGGCAGCUGAGCAGACAGAGUGGGGAAGAGACCCAACUGGAGAUGGACAAUUUCCCCUUUGUUGCGCUUUCCAAGACAUAUAACACCAAUGCCCAGGUUGCAGACAGUGCGGGUUCAGCCACAGCAUUCCUCUGUGGGGUGAAAGCCAACGAGGGCACGGUGGGUGUGAGUGCAGCUGCCGUCCGCUCUCAGUGCAACACCACACAGGGCAACGAGGUCACCUCCAUCCUCAGAUGGGCCAAGGAAGCCGGCAAGUCAGUGGGAAUAGUCACGACAACGCGUGUGAACCAUGCCACCCCCAGUGCAGCCUAUGCCCACUGUGUGGACAGGGAGUGGUACUCCGAUGGAGAGAUGCCCGCUGAGGCAGUACAGGCGGGCUGCAAGGACAUCGCCAGGCAGCUCUUUGAGAACAUUCCCAACAUCGAUGUGAUUAUGGGAGGAGGGAGGAAGUACAUGUUCCCCAAAAACCAGUCAGAUGUGGAGUAUCCUGGAGAGAAGAAACACUUUGGUACCCGCAUCGAUAGAAGGAACUUGGUGGAGGAGUGGAAUAACAGAAUGAAAAACAAGAACGCCAACUAUGUAUGGAACAAGAAGGAACUUUUAUCGCUAAAUCCUAAUAGUGUGGAUUACCUUUUGGGUCUGUUUGAGCCUGGAGAUCUUCCCUAUGACCUGGAGAGAAACAAUGAGACAGAUCCUUCACUGACAGAGAUGGUGGAGGUGGCCAUUAAGAUCCUGAAGAAAAACCCCAGCGGAUUCUACCUGCUGGUGGAGGGGGGGCGCAUCGACCACGGACAUCACGACGGUAAAGCCAAGCAGGCCCUGUAUGAGGCAGUGGAGAUGGACCGGGCCAUUGGCCACGCCGGCCUUAUGACCAGCAUAUAUGACACAAUGACUGUUGUCACUGCUGACCACUCUCACAUGUUCAACUUUGGAGGCUACACUCCAAGGGGGAACACCAUUUUUGGACUAAAUUCCAUUUUGAGUGAUGUGGACCAGAAGCCCUUCACUGCCAUCUUAUAUGGGAACGGACCAGGGUUCAAAGUAGUCAAUGGUCUGAGAGAGAACGUCUCCACCCUUGACUAUGAGGAAAAUAACUACAAGGCCCAGUCUGCAGUGCCGCUGAGUAUGGAGACUCAUGGAGGAGAGGAUGUGGCUGUGUUUGCUAAGGGCCCUAUGGCUCACCUGCUGCACGGUGUCCACGAGCAGAACUACAUUCCCCAUGUCAUGGCUUAUGCUGCCUGCAUUGGCCAGAACAGAGACCACUGCAUGUCAUCCAGUGGAGCCUAUAGUCUCGGCGCUGCUCUGCCCAGCCUGACAGCUCUCCUCACACUCAUCCGCCUCCUCUGCUGACCUUUCACCCCAACCCCCUCCUGCACUACCCCAACCCUUCUCUUAGUAUACAUGUAAUACUCCCACAUAUUGUUUUCCAGUUGCAAUGCAUAUUUUCUUCUUACCAUUUAUUUUAUUUUUUUCCAUUCUAUAAUGACCACUGCAAGGGCAUUUAAAGUUAGGGUUUUGAGGGUUGGUGUUGUUCAGUCAGAUGUAGUGUUAGGGAAAAUAAGAGGAUAUCACUUUAUUUCUACUGUAACAUAUAGGGUAGGUUGUGUUAUUUUACUUUGGUAUUGAUCACUAUCCAGGUAACACCGAAACUAUGUGAAGAAUUCUGUCAUAUCAGUUGGUUUAAGAGAAGGGUAUAUCUCUGAAUUUAUAUCAAUCAUUGUAUGGGGUAAAUAACCUCCCAGUAUUAAUGACAAAGCAAUGUUGCUGCUCACCUAUAUAUUUGUUGUCUGUCAAUUCCAUGACUAUGGAUUAGUCAACUUUUCAAAGAAGCCAGUUCCUUUUGAAAAUUAGAAACCUAAUGCAGGGGAGAGCGAGGUAUGUUGUCACACUUUUCACACUCUCUAACAUUUACUGGGCACAAUACAUCACAAUCUUAUAAAUGUCAUACCAAAUGAAAGAAGGAAGUCUUGGGCG